GGCUGGCUGGCUGGACCCGCCCGCCCCCGGAGUAGAGAAGCCCCGGGUCCCCGCGGGGCUGCCCCAGUUGCCGGCGAGCCUGCCCGCCGGCCUCCGGAGCCCAGCCAUGUCCUGCUACAUCUACCAGCUGCCCGCCUGGGUACUGGACGACCUGUGCCGCAACAUGGACACGCUCAGCGAGUGGGACUGGAUGCAGUUCGCCUCCUAUGUGAUCACAGACCUGACCCAGCUGCGAAAGAUCAAGUCGAUGGAGCGGGUGCAGGGCGUGAGCAUCACUCGGGAGCUUCUGUGGUGGUGGGGCAUGCGGCAGGCCACCGUCCAGCAGCUGGUGGACCUUCUGUGCCGCCUGCAGCUCUACCGUGCUGCCCAGAUCAUUCUGAACUGGAAACCAGUUCCUGAAAUCAAAUCCUCUUUCCCAGAUGCUGUGAAGCCGGGAAGACCUUUGGCAGCUUCUGUAAGAAACACUGAAGAUGAACAGGGAAAGGGGCAGUCUAUGAGGCCAGCCGCCUUGCCAGGCCCGGGGCCUGCUCCAGCCCGAGCCAACCUCCUGCCUCCUUCCGAAGAUGCCCCUCAUUCCUUAAAAACCAACUUUCCUGUUUCAUCUGAUUCAAAGGACGUUAGCGUCUCCAUUCCUAAGCAGGAAACACUUUUGAGUAUGGCUGAAGACAGUCUUUUCUGGAGUGAGGCAGACGUGGUCCAGGCAACUGAUAACUUCAACCAAAGCCACAAAAUCAGUGAGGGGACCUUUGCCGACAUCUACAAAGGGCAAAGGCAUGGCACGCCAUUCGUCUUCAAGAAGCUCAGAGAGGUGGCCUACUCAGGUCUGGGAUCUAUCGAAAAAUUCUUCCAGGCAGAGGUACAAGUUUGUCAUAGAUGCUGCCACCCCAACAUCUUACCUUUGCUGGGCUUCUGCACCGGAAAUCAGUUUUACAGCUUGAUCUACCCAUAUAUGGCAAAUGGUUCUUUACAGGACAGACUCCAGGGUCAGGGUGGCUUGGACCCCCUCCUCUGGCCCCAGCGUGCCAGCAUCUGCUCUGGGCUGCUUCAUGCUGUGGAGCACCUGCACAGCCUGGAGAUCAUCCACGGCAAUAUCAAGAGCUCCAAUGUUUUGCUAGACCAAAACUUCACCUCCAAGCUGGCUCACCCAAUGGCUCACCUGUGUCCUGACAACAAAAGGUCAAGAUAUACCAUGAUGAAGACUCACCUUUUCCAGGCCUCUGCUGCAUAUCUGCCAGAGGAUUUCAUCAGGGUGGGACAGCUGACAAAGCGAGUGGACAUCUUCAGCUGUGGAAUAGUGUUAGCUGAGGUCCUCACCGGCAUCCCUGCAAUGGAUAAUGACCGAAGCCCAGUUUACCUGAAGGAUUUACUCCUCAGUGAAAUCCCAAGCAGCACCACCUCACUCUGCUGCAGGAAGACGGGCGUGGAAAAGGUGAUGGCUAAGGAGAUCUGCCAGAAGUACCUGGAGAAGAGAGCUGGGAGGCUGCUGGAGGACUGCGCCCAGGCCUUGGCCAUGGCUGCCUGCCUCUGCCUGCGGAGGCGGAAUGCCAGCCUGGCAGAGGUGUGUGGUUCUGUGGCCGCUGUGGAAGAGCGGCUGAGAGAUCAGGAGACGUUGUCCCCUUGGAGUGGGCUUUCCGAGAGCACAGGCUCUUCCUCCAACACCCCAGAAGAAACGGACGAUGUGGACAAUUCCAGCCUUGAUGCCUCCUAUUCCAUGAGGGCAGCACCCAGGGCUGGGGAUGUUGCCUCACUCCCCCCUACAGAGGGCAGAGAAGGCAGGCUGCAGGCUGAUGGGGGAACGCCGGCAGACUCCUCCUCUGGAGCCUAUGCCAGUCCGGAGCCUCCCCAGGAUGCUACAGAGACUUCAUGGAAGAUUGAGAUCAAUGAAGCCAAAAGGAAACUGAUGGAGAAUAUCUUCUUCUACAAAGAAGGGAAACUGGACAGCCUUGAACUUUUUGGCCCCUGAUAACUAGAACACAGCUGAGGAUCCUUGUCCUCAAUUGGAAAGAUAAACACCAAAUCAAGAAAUAGAUCUGAUGCCGAAUCAAAAUCUCCCAGGAAACACCACCCCCCCGGC
This is a messenger RNA of Panthera uncia (snow leopard), 2074 nucleotides long. It is a transcript of the gene IRAK2, whose product is annotated as interleukin 1 receptor associated kinase 2. The transcript is spliced from 13 exons. NCBI's taxonomy places the organism in Eukaryota, Metazoa, Chordata, Mammalia, Carnivora, Felidae. Gene Ontology annotation, biological process: interleukin-1-mediated signaling pathway; intracellular signal transduction; protein phosphorylation. Gene Ontology annotation, cellular component: nucleus; plasma membrane; cytoplasm. Gene Ontology annotation, molecular function: ATP binding; protein binding; protein kinase activity. The record is from RefSeq and is a predicted model, not a curated record. Bases 107 to 1963 code for a protein of 618 amino acids.